Patella vulgata (common limpet) is the source of this 2519-nucleotide messenger RNA. Its product is annotated as apoptosis regulatory protein Siva. The record is from RefSeq and is a predicted model, not a curated record. The transcript is spliced from 4 exons. NCBI's taxonomy places the organism in Eukaryota, Metazoa, Mollusca, Gastropoda, Patellidae. Gene Ontology annotation, molecular function: CD27 receptor binding. Gene Ontology annotation, biological process: extrinsic apoptotic signaling pathway. The coding region runs from base 87 to 665 and encodes 192 amino acids.
AAGAAGCUAUUCUUGCAGCUCGAGAAUCUAAACACUUCUAUUGUUUUUGAGAAACAACAGGGGCUUGUUAGGGUAAUAAAGUCAAGAUGCCAAAGAGAACAAAUCCAUUUGGUGACAGCUCACCACUACAAUUUAAGACUCAUGUGGGAACAAAAGAAAUUGACAUGGGCGUGUGUCAUCAGCAGAAUAUGAAGCAAGUCUAUGAAAAAACAAAAGAUUUAUUAUUCAAAGGUGCACAAAAACAGGAAUCGGUGUAUAAUAUUGAUGCUAACUCCAACCAUAUUUUAGAACCAGAACCGUUACAAAUGACAACUGAUCUACCUGCCGGUCAAAUGUGUUUUGAUAAAGAUGGUCAAUUAACAACUACCUCUACUGUUAAUCAAAGUCACUCUAUAGAUUCUAAUAUGUGUAUGUCCAUUGAAAAUCAGUCAAAUCAAUUUAAGUUUGGUAAACAGAAACAGUCACAAGAUCCCAAUGCCUGUUUUAGUUGUAGAAAGCCAGUUAUACCUCAUCUUAAAAUCCGAUGUCAUUUCUGUGACAAGAUUGUAUGUUCUACAUGUAGCAGAAACUGUGAUGACUGUACACACACUUAUUGUCAGAUGUGUUCUGUAUUAAAUUAUGAUGAAGCUAUGGAAAGGGCUUUCUGUUUUAAUUGCUCAUCAUGAAAUGACGUGGAACAGUUGGGAGUAAAAGGAGUGGAUCUCAAAGUGCUGUAAUUGAUAAAUGUUGAGAAAUGACAUGUGCAAUGUCCAGUGCAGAUUUUUUUUUUCUACCAUGAGCACAUUAUCUCACAGAAAUGAAAUUAUUAUUAUUCAUUAAUCAUAUGACAGUUGUGUUUGAUGUUAUUCACAAAAAUUCACAAAACUCAGCCGUAUACUUAUAUCAUUAUUACUCGUCUUCUGCUUUCAUAUAGUUAUUUUGAGACGGGACGAUUUACCCAAUAAUACCCAAUACUAAUUAAGUACUACCACAUUAUCGUCAAAAACUAAUAUAAUACUUCAAUUAUAUAAAAACAAAAUUGAGUUAAUUCGUGGAAAACAUGCAAAAAAAUGUACGACAAACGUGAUUGUCAAUGUCUCGCUAUUAUCCCCAUUGAUCCCCCAAUACUUACAAAUAUUAACUCAUGCUAUCAAGAAACAAUCCAUUUAUGUAAAAUAAUAGGCCAAUAUUACAAAAAGAUGAGAUAAAAGUACAAUUAAUUGGAUAAUGAUUUGUUAGUUUAUUUUAAAAAAAUUAUUUAUUCAAUGUUUAGCCAUUUCAUUUAUAACUAAUACUAAUUGAUAUUUCAAAUGUUUACACAUUUUAUAGGAAUUAUCUCAUUGAUAUUGAAGUGAUUGAAGAAUUUUGUCAGUUUUGGAUAAUCAUAAAGUAGUAUUUUGUAGUAUUAGUUUAGAACUGGGAGGUAUUUGGUCAUAUUUUGCGAGUCUUUCAGACAGUUGUGCUACUGGGUACUGAUACUAUAAAUAGACUCUUCCAGUUUAUUGUAAAUAUUUGCUAAUUCCACAAAUUAUGUGAAUUUUGUUUUUGCAUAAUUCAACAAGUGUGCUAGUUUCUCUCAAUAAUGAGUUAGUAUGUGGUGGUAUUUAGUAGUAUUUAAUUAAUAUUGGGUAAAUCGCCCUGUCAGUUAUUUUGUAGCAAUAUACAUGAUGUAUAUACUAGUCAAACUAUUCAGAAAUUUACAGUGUUCAUCUUCUAUUAAUUAACAGUUUUAAUGCUCUAAUCCACAAUAUUAGUUGGUUUGUUUUGGUGAUAAAACUUUGUUGUGAUAAAACAGAAUUUCAAGUUUUGAUACAGUUUUCAAAAAUUAAAAAUCUCAUUUAACAGAAUUCUUAGCUGUCUGAAAAAGAAAUAAAAUAUAAAAAGACGGAUUGUCCAGCCAAUGCUGAUGAAAACAACCAACAAGGGCCAUAACCCUGGCAGUAAUUAUCUGAAAUUGUUGAAAACCAAUAGGCUUCUUUAUUUGUCUACUGACCAUAAACAGUUAAACACUUUAUUAGUUUACAGUGAAUUGGAUGAUAACUUUAGUCUCUAGAGUGUUCAAAAGACUUUUCAAAGUGAUCAAUGGACAUAAAUAUGGCCGCCAUUAUCGGAAAUUGCUGAAAAAUCUACCAGCCUCUUCGUCUCAUGAUCUUAAAUACUGUGUAAUUAUACCAUAAAAUCAAAGUAAUUUCAAUGUGGGCGUAGAAAAAUUGUUCUUUCAUGUGCAUUUGAUCUUUACAUUUUCCUUUAUUAUAGCUCAUAAUUUCAUGUAGAAAGUCUUUAUAUAAUGUACUGUAGCUUUAAACUAUUUUCAAGCAAUGUUUUAAUGCAUCUUAUUUCCACCAGUAGAAUUGUGAAGGGGAGAUAACUUAGAGUUUAGAGAAAAACGGUUGUUGAAUGAUACUGUACUAUACAUUGAAUUUGUUGAUUUAUUUUUUUUCAUAUUUCCAUACAAUUGUACAUAUAUGUAUAUAUAUAGUGUACACCAUUUAUGAAUUCAUAAUAAAAGUUCAAAUUUAGUUUUCUUGAACAAAUUUAAA